This is a messenger RNA of Thrips palmi, 2223 nucleotides long. RefSeq names its product protein will die slowly (gene wds). Lineage: Eukaryota; Metazoa; Arthropoda; Insecta; Thysanoptera; Thripidae. The transcript has 9 exons. Gene Ontology annotation, molecular function: protein binding. Bases 318 to 1322 code for a protein of 334 amino acids. The record is from RefSeq and is a predicted model, not a curated record.
UUUAUUUUGAGAAGAAUUUCGCUUCAGUGGUUUUAGGCAGCUUCCGAGAACUUAAAUUACGCUACAUUGUGCAAUUGCCUAGGCCACUCGCCACUCAUCUCGUGGCGCUGCCGCCAGAGCGCGCUGCUCGCGCACCGCGCUGUUGGAAAUGGUUGGAAAGACGCCCAAGCUCGCAACAAGGCCAUGAGCACCGACAACACAAAAAUCAACACAUCUUGUCACUUUCGCAGUGAUUAAUUCGGCAUUCCACCAUUAUUCUGCCAAAUUCUUCGAAGUACAACGUUUUCAGAAGCUUUCUUUAAGAAACUUCUUCUAAAAUGGUUCCAUUAGGGCCAGCUACUAACCACCCACCUCAACAGCCAACACCAUCAGCAGCUGCAGGGUCUGCUAAAUCAUCAAGUGCUAGUCUUAAACCCAACUACAGUUUGAAGUUUACCCUUGCUGGGCAUACAAAAGCAGUUUCCUCAGUCAAAUUCAGUCCUAAUGGUGAAUGGCUGGCAAGCUCUUCUGCUGAUAAAUUGGUUAAAAUUUGGGGUGCAUAUGAUGGGAAAUUCGAAAAAUCAAUAUCUGGGCACAAGCUUGGUAUUUCAGACGUUGCCUGGUCUAGCGAUAGCAGAUUACUUGUCAGUGCCUCAGAUGAUAAAACUUUAAAAAUUUGGGAGCUUAGUUCGGGGAAAUGUCUUAAAACAUUAAAAGGACACAGCAACUAUGUUUUCUGCUGCAACUUUAAUCCCCAAUCCAACCUCAUAGUAUCUGGAUCAUUUGACGAAAGUGUUCGGAUAUGGGAUGUUAGAACAGGCAAAUGCCUGAAGACACUUCCAGCACAUUCUGACCCUGUGAGUGCUGUACAUUUCAAUAGAGAUGGUUCCCUGAUUGUCUCUAGCAGUUAUGAUGGACUUUGCCGGAUAUGGGAUACUGCCUCUGGCCAGUGUCUUAAAACACUGAUAGAUGACGAUAAUCCACCUGUCUCAUUUGUAAAAUUUUCCCCAAAUGGAAAGUAUAUUUUGGCUGCUACUCUUGACAAUACUUUAAAACUAUGGGAUUAUUCAAAAGGAAAAUGCUUGAAAACAUACACUGGUCAUCGAAAUGAGAAAUAUUGCAUAUUUGCUAAUUUCUCUGUUACUGGAGGAAAGUGGAUUGUAUCUGGAUCAGAAGAUAACAUGGUGUAUAUUUGGAACCUUCAGACUAAAGAAGUUGUUCAAAAAUUGCAAGGCCACACAGAUACAGUCUUAUGCACAACCUGCCAUCCAACAGAGAACAUAAUUGCAUCAGCAGCUUUGGAAAGUGACAAAACAAUUAAGUUAUGGAAAAGUGAUACCUAAACUUCCACUGCCAAACUAAACUGUUAUUUUUUGUAAUCUUUUUCUUCUUAAUUUAUGAGUUUUUGCUGUGCUUUCCUCGUCUUCAUACCCUGAACCAACUUAGAGACUGAAGUAUCAAAAUGCUGUACUCGUGAAUUUAAAGUGGAAGCAUGUGUUGGUUUGUUUGGAUUAGUAUUCAAAUAGUCAUUCUACCAUGGUUCUCUCCCAGACAAUUUGACCUUUCACUUUUCUUCCCCAAUGCUCUUAAAUGUUAUGUUGUAUCUUUGACAGCAACUUUUUCUUCAGAAUGCGUGGCAUUCUACAUUUUUACUUUGCAUGGUCUCUAUGCUGUGUUUGUUGGCAGUCAUGCUUAGUAGUGGUCUCAUCUCUUCUCAAACCAUCAGUUUGAGUGUAAGGCAUGAGGGUGUGUGGAUGGACGGGACUUCUUGUUGUUCCUCUUGUUUAUAAGUAAUCAUGUUAAUGCCAGUCCUCUCUUGUACAUAGUGAUUAUGUAAUGAUGAUUUUGUAAUUAUGUAAGUGUAUAGUGAUCAGUCUUUCUUUGCCUUUUCUGAAGAUGUCUCUUGUUCCAUUUGGGCCUUUGCUUAACUUAAUUUGUUUGCAUAAAUUGGAAAGUUGAUUGCAUCAGAUCUUUCUUUUUGUUUUGUUUGGAUGAAAAAUUACUAGUCUUCUGUCAAUUUUGUUACACCUUAUCCUGUCUUAUACGUAUGGACGCUAAACUUUAUGUCUCAACCAGUGGUAAUAUUUGUGUAAGUUAUAUAUAAAACAAUAAUUUCUGUAAGGCAUGAUCAGCUAUAGGCAAAAUAAUUUCUUCAUUAUUUUCAAAUUAUUUUGUCUCAUGCUAAAGUGUUCAAGCAACCCAUUUCAUUUUACUAGUUGUGAAUAAAGUCUUAAGAAAGUGGAA